AUGUGCUACUACGGAGGAUAUUAUGGAAGUCUGGGCUAUGGCUAUGGUGGCCUUGGCUAUGGAUAUGGCUGUGGCUAUGGUGGCUAUGGUUAUGGCUGCUGCCGCCCACUGUGCUGUGGAAGAUACUGGUCUUAUGGCUUCUACUGA
This is a messenger RNA of Mus caroli (Ryukyu mouse), 147 nucleotides long. Its product is annotated as keratin-associated protein 19-7-like. NCBI's taxonomy places the organism in Eukaryota, Metazoa, Chordata, Mammalia, Rodentia, Muridae. The record is from RefSeq and is a predicted model, not a curated record.